AUGUUUUUACGUGAUGAUGACGAAGAAGAAAAUCAAUCUCCUCUACGUACAAGUGAACCUGAUAAUCAAAUAGUAAAUAAAAGCUCAAAACUUUAUCGUGAACAAUAUGCACAACUAGAUGAACCAUCGAGAACAAGUGUUCAUUCAAGUUCACUAUUCGAAUUAAAAUCUCUGGCAACGACAGCAACCAGAUAUUUAUCUCCCAGUUUGGCUAGCACAACACCGAUUGAAUUCGAGCCUAUUUUAGACAGAAUAUCAACGAAUGAUUGUAUACAUAAUUGA
Molecule: messenger RNA, 282 nt
Organism: Rotaria socialis
Lineage: Eukaryota; Metazoa; Rotifera; Eurotatoria; Philodinida; Philodinidae
Source: the annotation of a GenBank genome assembly